Molecule: messenger RNA, 1963 nt
Organism: Clarias gariepinus (North African catfish)
Lineage: Eukaryota; Metazoa; Chordata; Actinopteri; Siluriformes; Clariidae
Product: cytokine-dependent hematopoietic cell linker
Exons: 18
Coding region: 263-1363 (366 amino acids)
Biological process (GO): cell surface receptor protein tyrosine kinase signaling pathway; intracellular signal transduction
Source: RefSeq, a predicted model, not a curated record
ACACACACAUACGCACAUACAAACACACACACACACACACACACUCAUACGCACACACAUAUGCAUAUUCUGGCCUCCACAUCCUCUACACACUGAAACCUGUUCUUGCACUCGUUCCGCACACAACGGAACUCAGUCUAGCUGAGUCUACACGUCUCCAUCCCAGCAGUAAAACGUUGUAUUUCCUUGAAGCUGACUAUCGUCCCACAAUGGACAACCUUCAAAGAUAAAGAGUGCAGGUCGAAAUGUGUCUCCUUUGAACAUGGAUCGUUGGAACAGAGGAGGUGGGAUCAGACAACGAUCCGAUCACCAUGACGACUCGGACGAAGGAGACUACCACGAGCCGGAGGAACCAAUCAUGCGCUUUCCCAGACCGAGUCUGCUUCCGCCAGCUUCAGAGUAUGCAGACAAAUGUCCUCCAAGAGAACGACCUUUUGCUGUCGGAUCCAGAGAUUUUAAGAACAUUCUGGAUACUCCUCCACGACUACCAAGGAGGCCCCCAGGAAGUGCAGCGCCAAUUGUAAACCGUGAUCUAAAACCAGGAAGACAGACGAAGGUUACACAAGAGCGAAAAUCAAAGACUUUAGGCUGUAACGAACCGACUACAAAGAUCCCACCAAGGCCAGUGAAAUCACUGCCACGGGAUGGUUAUGAUCACAAUGACGAUGCUCCUCCAUCCAGAGCUCCACCCUGUGCUCCAGUGCGCACACCAAACAUACAGACACGCACUGCAGCAGACAGUGGUGCGAGUCGGACAGACGGCGAGGGCCUGAGUAACAGCAGACUAACAGGUCUCCGAAGUGGCUCGAGUCAACGACACUCGCUGGAUCUGGAGACACAUGAACAUGAACGAAGACACAUGACAGAUGGGACGGACGAACGAGAUCCAGCCAGACAUAUGCAUCAUGAGUGGCCUCAGGUUAAAGCAGACACAGAGCAGGCCAGCUACACAGGACACAGCAAACCAGUAGAGGUGUCUGCUGAGCAGGAAUGGUAUGUAGGAACAUUUACUAGAGUGGAAGCAGAACAUGCACUUCAUCUGGUGAACCGGGAGGGAGCUUUUCUAGUGCGCGACUGCUCCAGGAACACUACACAGGAGCCAUUUGUUCUGGCUGUAUUUCAUGACAACCGAGUCUUUAAUGUGCAGAUUCGUUUUUGUAAGGAGACCUGCAAGUACAGACUGGGAACCAGAAUCAAGACUGAUGAUGCAUUUGACUCAGUGGCUGAAAUCAUCAAAUUCCACUCCAUAUUCCCCAUCCUGCUUAUUGAUGGACGAAACCCAUCAGCUAUAUCUGGUUCGAAAAGACAGUGUGUCCUCAUGUACCCAGUCACAGCAGAGGACAUGAAGAGACUUCUGAACUAAAUGACAACAAAACAAUUCAUACUGAAGAACUAGAUAUGUUCCAUCUGUUGUUUGGAAUACUGUAUAAUAAAUAAAGAAAAUACACACACAAUAGAGUUUUCAAAAAACAUGAAGUCAUGCACAUUAUGUAAUUAUUGUAACGCAGUGCGAGUUAAAAGUUUCUGGAGGAACAAGCAAGUGCUUCUAAAGUUAAAUUGGGUUCACCUACAGUACUCGAAAGCCUCCGAAGUACUUUCUUCUUCAACGAAGACUUUUGUGAGAAGUGAAGCAGCAGAAACGGAUCCAUGGGCACACUGUCCUCGUCAUCGGUGAGGAUGGUGAUGUUAACAGCCAAAGGACCACAGAGGUUUACUGUAUUUUGAUUCUUUAAAGGUUUUGAUUGCAGUCAUUGUUCAGUACCAAAAGCAAUCUAAUAAACACCACUUUCAUAAAAACAAGCUGUCUGGAAGCAAGAAGCAAAUUUCACCUGAACUUCCCCAGCCAUCAUUAGACUGACAACUGUGUUUAUGGUCUGAUUAACAUUUUGGGCAAGAACCAAUAAUAAUAAUAAAAAUUUAUACAAGAAAUGUUAUGUAAGACCCAUCAUAAAAUACCUGAAGA